Molecule: messenger RNA, 816 nt
Organism: Lucilia sericata (common green bottle fly)
Lineage: Eukaryota; Metazoa; Arthropoda; Insecta; Diptera; Calliphoridae
Product: short coiled-coil protein B
Exons: 2
Coding region: 248-649 (133 amino acids)
Cellular component (GO): trans-Golgi network
Source: RefSeq, a predicted model, not a curated record
AUGAUUAAUAAAAAUGACAGUUGUCAAAUUGGGGCGAGAACGAGCAUAAAAAGAAAAGGCACAAAUAGAAAGAAAACUUAAUAAAAAUUUAUAAAAUAAUAAAAAAAUAUAAAGUAAACUAAAUAAUCAACAAUUUACAACAUUUUAAUAUAUUUUUUAUAAACAUAAUAAAAAAAAAGACGAAAGGAAGCACUUAAUACUUUAGUAAGCUAUUACAAUUUUGCUCAUAUAGAAAAAAAGAAAAACUAUGUCACUAAUCGAUAAAUUACAAGAACAAGAACCAAUACCAUUGGCCGAUGAUGAUCCACAGGUAAUCAUUAACGAUGAUGAUCAACGUUCCAACAUUCCCAAUGGUCAUUCUAUGGAUUCUCUGAGGUCCUCGUUUACUAAUCGCAGUUCUACCCCUGAUUCACACAAUUCUUUGGAUCCGGAAAUAAGCCCCGACGAAAAGGAGGAGAAGGCACGUUUAAUUACCCAAGUCUUGGAGUUACAAAACACUCUUGAUGAUUUGUCGCAACGCGUGGAUUCGGUUAAAGAAGAGAACCUCAAAUUACGUUCAGAAAAUCAAGUUUUGGGACAAUAUAUAGAGAAUCUUAUGUCAGCAUCAUCAGUAUUCCAAUCGACUAGUCCAAAUUCAAAAAAGAAGUAGAUACUUAUUUAAACGCCAGCACAGAUUUUCUCGAAAAACUUACUACAUAAAUAACUCAAAUAUUCUGGUCGGAAUAGUUUUAAUUCCGAUUUAGCUUCUCGUUUCCGAUGUUUUUUUUUUUUUUUUUGUUAAGAAUUAACAAUAAAUACAAAUCAGUUUCAAUUCGA